Strongylus vulgaris is the source of this 432-nucleotide messenger RNA. NCBI's taxonomy places the organism in Eukaryota, Metazoa, Nematoda, Chromadorea, Rhabditida, Strongylidae. The record is from the annotation of a GenBank genome assembly.
CCCGCACCUAACCCGCCUCCAUUGCCACCAAAACAGACUAUCCCGCGGAAAGCUUCUGCCCCGAUCCCACCACCCCCGAUGAUUCCACUGCCACGUCAGCCGCUACUGAGCACACCACCGUCUGGGCCUGCAGGUGGGCCCCCAAUGGGUGUGGGGCCACCACGAAAGCCACCACCUCUUCCGGAUCACCGAGAUCGAAGACCCUCCAUGAUUGGUGCGCCCCCGUUCCGUGGCAGUACCUCUUCGAUACCACUGCCGAAAGGCCCGCCGCCUCCACAGGCUACACCUUCCUCUGGAGGAGGCACAUGGAUUCGACCACCGUCGCAUAUUCCUACGCAAAGCAUAAGAUCGCCGUCACCGGAUCCGAAUGCAAUGCAAAUUGAUGAUGAUCUCAAUAGCCCAGAAGAUUCUCUACGGAUUGCAGAUGAUUAA